Messenger RNA from Megalopta genalis, 2117 nucleotides. RefSeq lists its product as uncharacterized. Lineage: Eukaryota; Metazoa; Arthropoda; Insecta; Hymenoptera; Halictidae. The record is from RefSeq and is a predicted model, not a curated record.
CGCACAGUAUGCUGUUGCUCCCGAAGGAAGAAAGAAGCGACGGCGGUCGACGGUGUGAUUCGGUUCGUCCACGUACUCCCCGGAUACCGUAAACGUGUGCACACGCUCGUUUCGCAACAUGGAAUAAUAUAUCGACCGGUGCUACGAUCGAUAAUACUCGUUUUAACAAACGGGGAACGUUCGUCUGCCUACCCGCGCGCCUAUCCGGCAAAAGUUUACCAGUUUCGUUAUACGUGAAAAAGGGCGCAGCUGCCGUUUCGAUCUCAUUGUCGAAAGGAAUCGCGAGCGAGUUAAUAUCGUCCCGGAAGCGACUGCCAGCGGAUAUACGUCGCUGGUCUCGAAGCCGUUUCUCCGGAGGGCAUCGCACACAGUGCUUGAUUCGAUUUCGCCACGCAAUUACAGCGGAAAGCGAUAAAGCUGGAAGAGAGGAGCUGGCGCGACGGUAGAACGGAAAUUGCAAAGGGUGUUCGAGUCGCUGAAGGGACGGGACGAGAGCACGAGGACGAUGCUUCGGCUACCCGUGGUCACCGUUGCGAUCAUUUCGAUGCUCGUAAGCGGUAAUACGGUGUUACCAAACGCGGUGGUCCAGAAGGGUGCCACGGAGACUUCGGCGAUCCCGCAGACGAAGAUCGAUGCAACGAACUCUCCGUCGAUCAACGAUAGCUCGGACGCGAUAACUUCGGUCGAUCCCGGCGAAAGUAAGAAGGGGGGUGUAGAUGUUAACAAAACUGCUGCAUCGCCGAAGACGACUAAUGUUCCCGGAACGAUACCGCAGCACAUAGCGAAUCCGAGCGAAUCGGAGAAGCAUAAAAAGUGCAAUUCGACGAAGGAGCCGGAGGACAUGCAAGGAUGCUACGUAACACCGUCCGAUAGCGGGGAAAACGUGGACGAGAAUGCGACGCAAACCGUGACAGAAUCAACAACAAUCGCGAGCGCCGUGACCAAGAAGCCCGAGGCGAAUAAAACGGAAUCUCAGACGCCGGAACCUUCGCCGGAGAAGCCCAAAGAGAACGAUAAUAGAACUAACAACAAGAAGAAGGUGAAUAAGGAUGAUAACAAGGAAAAUGAUAACAACAAGAAGAAGGUUACCGUGGAUAAUAAUGGCAAAAGUAAUACCAACGUCACUAUAGUUAUGAUAAAUUCGACGAAACCCACGGAUCAUGUGGUUUACGAAGUUGUGUCCACCGAGGCGAGUCACGAGAAAAACACGAAUGACACAGGAAACGGCACGAUAUUUAGCACCGUGCAGCCUGUCGCUGUCGAUGGCACCACGGUAUCGACUAAUUCGGUAGCGCCGCUGAUAGCAGACAAAGGAGCAAUUAAAGAACCCGGAGAUGUUGUUGCACAAGUGAAAUCGGCGGAACGAAAAAAAAGUAUGCCAUCCGGAGUGAUCGCGUUGAUUACUGCGAUGAGUUUUGGCGUCGCGAUCGCAACAGUAUACAUUGGAAUGAUCGUCUGGAGGCGGUAUGUUGAGUACAGGUACGGCCAUCGGGAGUUACUCGUUAACGAACUAGAGUUCGAUACUAAUGAUUUGCGUCAUUUCGAGUUGUAAUUCGAGGAGAGUUAAGGAAUUUGCGAAAAGAGGUACGAUCGAAUGACUCACAGCUGACUCACAGCUGCUAUCAUACACCUAUUAAAGAUUCAUUAAUCUGUGAUACUAAGGACAUGCUUUGCGACUGACAGUCAACGAACCAAAUAUAUUUGGAUAAUGUUAUAUACAUUUAUUGUAAAAUAAUUGUUUUAUAUGUAUGUAUACAACCCGACUUUUUCAACAAGUUAGUCGUUCAUUCCUGCUCCUGUAGUCGAUUACAAUAACGUUACUAUUAUUUAUAUUUUCCCAUUUUAUUUCACACGAUGAUGAUAACACACGGAUCGUUCAGCAACGUGUCCGCGUGUUUUUGAAACUGUAUGGGUGCUAGAACGAAAUGUAUCGGUUCCCUAAAUGAUUCUUGUGAGCGAUAUACUUUAUUGUUUUGUAGUAUUCCGAUUGUUAUUUAAUACGUAUUAAAUUUUUGUAAUCUAGCAUUAUCACUUUUGCUUUUCAUUUUAUAUUAUACCGUAUGUGAUAAACGUGUACAUAUUGUUAGUAAAAUAAAUAAGUGGAGUAUUUUUUUAAA